GCGGCCUUCGGCAGCAGUUCACGAACAGACACGCGAGCGCGCAGCGAUGGGGCUCAGCGCGAGAAGAAAGAGUUUCAUAAAACCCGGAUCGGUGUGGAUGUUCUGAAACGCAUCGGAUCGAUCGCUAUGGAGAGCUGACCCGUAAACACAGCGAGAGUUUGAACGUCGAUGCUGUUGUAACGUCGCUGAUUGACAUUGUGGAUUGCUUGUUGUGACACCUCCAGACGUCAUCUCGAGCCGCGCAUCUGCAUCUGUUGUGAGUAGUCUAACUAACCCAAGCACCCCUGCAGCGCAGUCCGGGGGUGAUGCUGUCCGUUCUCUCGUACGGUAGACUGGUGGCCCGAGCUGUCAUCGGCGGACUCUCUCAAACCGACAGCCGCGAUUACAGCCUGGUGUCCGCCAGCUUCGGCUUCGGGAAGGAUUUUCGGAAGGGGAUCUUGAAGAAAGGGAUGUGUUAUGGAGACGAUGCGUGCUUCAUAGCCCGACACAGGUCUGCUGAUGUGCUAGGUGUAGCUGAUGGAGUAGGUGGCUGGCGUGACUAUGGAGUCGAUCCCUCUCAGUUCUCUGGGACGCUCAUGAGGACGUGUGAGAGGAUGGUCAAAGAAGGACGAUUUGUGCCAAGCAACCCAGUGGGAAUCCUCACCACCAGCUAUUAUGAGCUACUUCAGAACAAAGUACCACUAUUAGGAAGCAGUACAGCGUGUCUCGUGGUACUAGACAGGCAGAGUCACCGGUUACAUACGGCAAACCUGGGCGACUCUGGCUUUCUGGUGGUUCGAGGAGGAGAGGUGGUCCACAGGUCUGAUGAACAGCAGCACUACUUCAACACCCCUUUCCAGCUCUCUAUCGCCCCUCCUGAGGCAGAGGGCUCCGUCCUCAGUGAUAGCCCUGAGGCUGCCGAUAGCUCGUCCUUCGAUGUCCAGUUGGGGGACAUCAUACUCACAGCUACAGACGGUCUCUUUGACAACAUGCCAGACUACAUGAUUUUACAAGAACUCAAAAAGCUCAAGAAUACCAACUAUGAAAGCAUCCAGCAAACAGCCAAGAGUAUUGCAGAACAGGCCCAUGUUCUAGCAUACGACCCCAAUUACAUGUCUCCAUUUGCACAGUUUGCCUGCGAUAAUGGCUUGAAUGUCAGAGGAGGAAAACCAGAUGACAUCACGGUUCUGCUGUCAAUUGUAGCAGAGUACACAGACUAAUGCUCGCAAGGGGUGCAAAAUGCUUCUCUUGUUGUCUUCCUCUCGGUCACUGGACUGGCGGCUGUUUCCUGCUGGCAGGAUUGAGGGCUGUUUGAGUUUUCUGUUUCUGGCAGGUACUUGGAUCUCACAUCUGUUCAUUGGGUUCUUUGGCCUUACUAGACCAUUCUUCAAAUGAUGUAGUCUGCAGGCUCAAGUCAAAGACCACCUUGAUACGGACUGGAAACAUGGAGUUGUGUUUGACAAGGGCUACAACAGGUGUUGAACACUUCCCCAGUCAUCCAGAAAUUUUGGUAAUGAAGGUUGUGAAGCCAAAAAUUGCGAAAAAAUGGGCAAGAAAGGAUUAACAAUCUGAUUAGGGAAAAGAAAAUUCCCAACAAGAACAUUACGAUGGGUCAUACAGUAGGAGUGUUUAACUUUGCAAAAGGCCAAUGGGAGAUGUGCUUAAGUUACAUGAGUCUUGAGAUGGUACAUGUUGCCUGUUUACUUGCCAUUUAAAAAGACACUCGAUCUGUAACCUCUGGAUAGCCAUAUGCUGAAUGCCAGCUGAGAUGUGAUGUUGAUUGGCACGAGUGACUACUACAAACUCUUCAAUAGCUAAUGGACAGUUUGUAUUUUGGGAAGUAUGUUUAGAAUUCGGACGAGACAUAACUUUACAGUACUAGAUUGAUUAUGAAGCUUAACAACAUCAAAAUGCUGUCAAAGUUAACAAUCAACCAUAGAAAUGCCUUUCCUUUGAGAUAUUAAUUAGUGGAAUUAAUGAAGUUCUCAUGGGUGUUUUGUUUAAGUGAUUCAAAGUACAGGGCAAAUUUACAGUUAACUAGGGAAGACAGACCUUUUCCGUUAAUAUUUAUUAAUUUAAAACCGUAUUAAAUUUUUUACGUAAUGACAGCAGUACAACAAAAUGCAAGGGAUUGCGGGAUGUGUUGAGAUGAAAAGCAGUUCCACUUAAACCACUUUACGAUGUGUAGAUAUUUGGAAAACCGGCUGAAUAUUUAUAUAUGGAAUGUAUGCAUUUGGAAAGUGUAGCCUAUUACACAUCAGAUGUAUAUGAGAGUAUAUUUGAUAAUUGUGUGGAUUCUGU
Carassius carassius (crucian carp) is the source of this 2280-nucleotide messenger RNA. RefSeq names its product protein phosphatase targeting COQ7 a (gene pptc7a). NCBI's taxonomy places the organism in Eukaryota, Metazoa, Chordata, Actinopteri, Cypriniformes, Cyprinidae. The transcript is spliced from 6 exons. Bases 306 to 1199 code for a protein of 297 amino acids. The record is from RefSeq and is a predicted model, not a curated record.